Molecule: messenger RNA, 1200 nt
Organism: Opisthorchis viverrini
Lineage: Eukaryota; Metazoa; Platyhelminthes; Trematoda; Opisthorchiida; Opisthorchiidae
Exons: 4
Molecular function (GO): protein binding
Source: RefSeq, a predicted model, not a curated record
CCCGAGGUCAUACUGAUUCGGUGGCGACUUUGACGUUGAAUGACCGUAUUUUAGCUUCUGGUGGUGAUGAUGGCAACGUCUACUUUUGGUGCUUAGAUCAAUCCUCUUUUCCAGUCCAGCAUAUUCCUCGGCGCAGCCCUUGUUCCGCCGUGAAGUUUGAUUUGGAUAAAUCGGAUGUUUUGUACAGUGCACAUGGUAACCGGAUUUACACAUGGGAUUUACGUUAUCUGUGUGAACCUUUGUCCGAAUGGAAGGUCAACGAAGAUGAGGUCAACUACAUAGACGUUCUGAAGGGUGAGUCUCGACUUGCCGCAGCUGAUGAUUCGGGUGCCGUUCAAAUUUUCGACACGUCCAGUGGUGAAGUUGUGCGAACUCUUAAGAAGCACGACAACAUAUGUUCGGUGGCCAAAUUCCGCCCAAUGCGAAGCUGGCAGCUAAUAAGCGGUGGACUUGACUGUCGUGUGAUUGUUUCAGACUGGAAGGGAACUGGUCGCAGUGUGAUUAUUUUCGAAUUGGACGAAAUUAUCAACUCAGAUUUGUUUGAGGAUCCACAGCCUGUUCCUACCCAUUCCAAUGAAUUUGCCAACCGUGCCUCCUCCGAAUCCCAGGCUAGCACCAGUGAGUAUGCAGAAGUUGAGUUCGAUGAAUUCGUGGAGACGGAUGAAGAAGCAGACGAUCCUGAUGAAGGGGAGUUGGCUACGACGCAUCCGUUAUCUUCUGGACACGUAGAUUCGUUGUCUGUUCGCAGUCGUGGUGGCGACUCUGCUUCUGGUGAUCCACACGUGUCUGAGUUCGAAAGAGGUCAUUCAGAUACAAACAUAUCUGAGCUAUUAAACUGGCAGCUCAGUGAACAGCCCGAUUCUUCGGACAUCGCACCCACAUCUAUCGCAGCCCAAGAUGCAUGGAUUUCCGGCCUCCCCAUAAAUCCCCCGAUGGUCCACAGCUUGGCCUGUUCUGCCUCUGGUGACUUUGUAGCCGCAGGUCUGGAGAAAAGUACCAUUGAGUUGUUUUCUGGUGACGGAAAGCGCCUCUCUCACAGAGAAUCCCUCUACGGCCAUCGUCGUGCCGUGUCUGCACUACAUUUCAUUGGGGAUAGUCACCUCGUUUCUGGUGGUAAUGACUACCGUUUGUUCGUGUGGACGCUCGGGGUUGAUGUGGACGGGCGUGAACUGUUACACGACGCCAAGGUUAACGCCAUUG